GCCACCACCUAUAAAUAUGCGCCCGCAAAUCCGCCGUUCCCAGAGAAAAAACCACUCAAACACAAUUCAAGCAGGACCCAAGGCAGCAACAGCAUCCCGGGCUCAAUCAAUCUUCAAGUGAUCAGAAUUCCGAACAAGAUGUGCCCAAUCAAGAGGGAGAUGAGCGCCGAGUCGUCGGGCUCCCCGUGCAGCUCAGCCACGCCCUCGACCUCGUCGGAGCAGCACCAGACGGUGUGGACGUCGCCGCCGAAGCGGCCCGCGGGGCGGACCAAGUUCCGGGAGACGCGGCACCCCGUGUUCCGCGGCGUGCGGCGCCGGGGCAACGCCGGGCGGUGGGUGUGCGAGGUGCGCGUGCCGGGCCGGCGCGGCUGCAGGCUCUGGCUCGGCACCUUCGACACCGCCGAGGGGGCCGCGCGCGCGCACGACGCCGCCAUGCUCGCCAUCGCGGGCCCGGGCGCGUGCCUCAACUUCGCGGACUCGGCGUGGCUGCUCGCCGUGCCGGCCUCGUACGCCAGCCUCGCCGAGGUGCGCCACGCGGUCGCCGAGGCCGUGGAGGAGUUCCAGCGCCGGGAGGCGCUCCCGGAGGAGGAGGAGGAGGACGCGCGCUCGGCCACGUCCUCGACGCCGUCGUCCCCUGCCAGCGACGACGGCAGCGCCACCGACGGCGAGGGGUCCUCUGACUCCUCCCCGGCCACCGGGGCCUCGCCGUUCGAGCUGGACGUCUUCAACGACAUGAGCUGGGACUUGUACUACGCGAGCUUGGCGCAGGGAAUGCUCAUGGAGCCGCCGUCCGCGGUCAUGGAGUUCGGCGACGCCAACAUCAUCGAUGUGCCACUCUGGAGCUACUAGAACCGAUGCCGCUGAGCCUGGGCUUAGUUUGCCCUUUUCUUUCACUUGGCCUCGGACGCCAUUUCUUUUGGCAAUGAGACAGAGGAUUUUGGCAAAGAGAGAGAGGAUGUUGAGAAAACAGAGCAAAACAGAGCAUGCCCAUUUGACGACUUGCAAAAACAUUCAAACCUACUGACGCUUAAGUUAGUGGUUGACCUUGAAUUUGUCAACGCCCCACAUUCCGUUGACCCUGAAUUUCCAGGCUUUGUUUGUGAACUCAAAUCCAAAAAAAAAGGGCGAAGGUGAUGUGAGAAUCUGCUUGAGUACACAACGGAAAACAAGGGCGAUCAUGCCCAUACAGCCCAUAUCUCGUUGACGGUCAGUCAGAACUCAGAACAUUCAUGUCACAGCCCUGAAGCUACCUGCAUACAGUUUGCAAUGUCACGUCAAAAGUGGACCGUGAUACGAAAAGGAAAGAGGAAAUUCCAGCAGCAAAAAUGGAUGCCCGCUUUGUUCGGUUAUCUGUAAAAUAAAGGUUUCCUGAAACUGCCUGCUGUUCACUUUCCAUGCGCCGUCGAUGUCCAGUGUGACAGUAACAUGGUGGUUUGCCCAAAUUCACAGCAUAACAAUCAGAGAGUCCAUCGGCACUGCUGUAACACCUCUAAUCACAGCUUAUGUUUCCGGCGAUUGUUUUUGUCGCGUUCUGGUACUGCACGUUUCACGUGCAGUGGCAUAUACGAUCGCAGUAAGCAAAGCCCUCUGGUUUCUUUUUUACACUCAGGGUAUGUUUAGAUCACUUUGUAUUUUGCAUUUUUUAUUUUUGGAAGAAAAUUUUUAAUAUUUAAAA
This is a messenger RNA of Panicum virgatum (switchgrass), 1675 nucleotides long. RefSeq names its product dehydration-responsive element-binding protein 1A-like. Bases 139 to 849 code for a protein of 236 amino acids. Lineage: Eukaryota; Viridiplantae; Streptophyta; Magnoliopsida; Poales; Poaceae. The record is from RefSeq and is a predicted model, not a curated record. Gene Ontology annotation, molecular function: DNA-binding transcription factor activity; DNA binding. Gene Ontology annotation, biological process: regulation of DNA-templated transcription. The transcript has a single exon.